Molecule: messenger RNA, 342 nt
Organism: Penicillium coprophilum
Lineage: Eukaryota; Fungi; Ascomycota; Eurotiomycetes; Eurotiales; Aspergillaceae
Product: Multicopper oxidase type 2
Exons: 1
Coding region: 1-342 (113 amino acids)
Source: RefSeq, a predicted model, not a curated record
AUGGCCAACUGGGAUGACCCUAUUCUCUAUGACAUCAAUGCAAAGAACAACCUAGAAUCACAGGUUAACAUACAAACCAAGAACGGGAGCUGGGUGGAUUUGUUGCUCCAGUUGGGUGGAAUGUCUAACAGCUCUGCUAUCCAGGCCUAUCAUGUGAUGCAAAAGCACCCCAACAAGGGAUUCAUUCCUGGUGUUUGUCCUGGCCUCUUCAAGUGGUCCAGCACCGGAGAAGCUCACGCUGAGCGGUCUGAAAUCUUCCAACUGGAGAACCCCCAAAUGAGAGAUACUGGUCACCAUUGGCCCCAAAGGACCAAAAUGGAUGAUUGUGCAGUAUCAGGUUGA